Molecule: messenger RNA, 1202 nt
Organism: Owenia fusiformis
Lineage: Eukaryota; Metazoa; Annelida; Polychaeta; Sabellida; Oweniidae
Source: the annotation of a GenBank genome assembly
CAAGAUGGUUCAGGGAUGCUGUGGGAUUAAACAUGGCUACUGGGAUGAGUUCAAAGAGGUCAUUAAGCUUGCCUGGCCUGUAGUUCUUACUCAGCUAUGGCAGAUUCUGAUUGCCCCUAUCAGUCUGAUAUUUUGUGGACACUUGGGCAAAAUUGAGCUUGAUGCAGUAGCUUUGGCAGAUACCAUGAUCAAUGUGUUUGGUAUUUGUAUAGGAACUGGUCUGGUCAAUGUAUGUGACACUCUCUUUUCACAGGCAUAUGGCGGAACUAAUAAGAAAAUGGUUGGAAUUUAUUUACAAAGAAGUUUGGUGAUAAUAUUUCUUGCUGCCAUGUUGCUCGUUCCCCUUCAUCUGAAUGCCGAGAGUCUAUUGCGUGCCAUAGGGCAAAAUCAUCAAGUUGCUAAGGGUGCAGGAGAGUACCUGCUAAUAUUCAUACCUGGAAUUUUCCUGAACUUUUUCUAUCAAGUCUUCUCCAAAUACCUCCAGCAUCAGAACAUAGUCUAUCCAUCUCUUAUAAUUGGAGCGUUCGCUAAUAUAGUCAAUGCCGUACUGCACUAUGUUGUCAUUUAUGUGUGGAAUUUCGGCAUACAAGGCUCGGCUUGGGUGCAGGUGAUAUCAUAUGGAACAAUGCUGGUACUACAUAUCAUCUACAUACUGGUCACAAAGGUAUAUGAGAAUACCUGGCAAGGUUGGAGUCUUGAUGCCUUCCAACAUUGGGGGACAUACUUGAAGCUAGCCAUACCUGGCAUGUUAAUGAUCUGUAUGGUAUGGUGGUCCUAUGAGGUUGGUACGUUCCUUACAGGUUCCAGCAGGUGUAGGGGUAUCUUGCAGUAUACGGGUGGGACAGUAUUUAGGAUGUGACCUCCAUUCUUAUGCUAUACAAACCUUUAGAGUAUGCAUGAUUAUAAUAGGUGUUAGCUCCAUAUUGUUGGCUAUAAUCUUUGUUACUCUUCGAAACUACAUCCCGAGGGCAUUCACUGACGAUUAUGAAGUAGUAGAGAUAACUGCCAACGUGUUGCCAAUUAUUUCCCUUUAUCAGUUCUUUAGUGGCAAUGGGGCUGUGGCAGAGGGAGCUAUCAGGGGGUCUGGGAGACAGUUAGCAGGGGCAAUAGCAGUCUUUGUAGGCUACUAUAUCAUAGCUCUACCUGUAGGAAUACCACUCAUGUUCCUUACUGAUUUAAGGGCCGCAGGUCUUUGGUGGGGA